UGGCAGCAGCCACCAGGAAGUGCACUCUGUGCCCUUUGCCAGCUGCCCAGCUGCACCAGUGCCACGCACUGCCAGCCACAGAGCACUGCCCUACCCCGCCCCGCCCAAAGCGGACCUGGUGCUUGGCCUCCGUGGUGACAGGGAUGUGUCAUGGACCCAGGUGCUGUGAGUGGCUGCGAUGCUGUGGUGGAGGGGAGCCCAGACCUCGCACUGUCUGGCUGGGACACCCGGAGAAGAGGGACCAGAGGUACCCUCGAAAUGUCAUCAACAACCAGAAGUACAAUUUCUUCACCUUUCUUCCCGGGGUGCUGUUCAACCAGUUCAAGUACUUCUUCAACCUCUAUUUCUUACUUCUCGCCUGUUCCCAGUUUGUCCCUGAGAUGCGGCUUGGCGCCCUCUAUACCUACUGGGUUCCGCUGGGCUUCGUGCUAGCUGUCACCGUCAUCCGUGAGGCGGUGGAGGAGAUCCGAUGCUACGUGCGGGACAAGGAAGUCAACUCGCAGGUCUACAGCCGGCUCACAGCAAGAGGGACAGUGAAAGUGAAGAGUUCCAGCAUCCAGGUGGGCGAUCUCAUCAUUGUUGAGAAGAACCAGCGGGUCCCCGCCGACGUGAUCUUCCUGAGGACAUCAGAAAAAAAUGGCUCUUGCUUCUUGCGGACAGACCAGCUGGACGGGGAGACAGACUGGAAGCUGCGGCUGCCUGUGGCCUGCACACAGCGGCUCCCCACGGCCUCCGACCUUCUCCAGAUUCGUGCCUAUGUGUACGCAGAGGAGCCGAACAUCGACAUUCACAACUUUGUAGGAACUUUCACCAGGGAGGACAGCGACCCUCCCAUCAGCGAGAGCCUGAGUGUAGAGAACACGCUGUGGGCUGGCACUGUGAUUGCGUCAGGCACUGUUGUGGGUGUCGUUCUUUACACCGGCAGAGAACUCCGGAGCGUCAUGAAUACUUCCAACCCCCGAAGCAAGAUCGGCCUGUUUGACCUGGAGGUGAACUGCCUCACCAAGAUCCUCUUUGGCGCUCUGGUGGUGGUGUCACUGGUCAUGGUCGCCCUCCAGCACUUUGCUGGCCGCUGGUACCUACAGAUCAUCCGCUUCCUCCUCUUGUUUUCCAACAUCAUUCCCAUCAGUCUGCGUGUCAACCUGGACAUGGGCAAGAUCGUGUACAGCUGGGUGAUUCGGAGGGAUUCGAAGAUCCCCGGGACUGUGGUUCGGUCCAGCACGAUUCCCGAGCAGCUGGGCAGGAUUUCGUACUUACUCACAGACAAGACAGGAACUCUGACCCAGAACGAGAUGGUUUUCAAACGGCUACACCUGGGCACAGUGGCCUAUGGCCUCGACUCCAUGGAUGAAGUACAGAGCCACAUAUUCAGUAUUUACACCCAGCAGUCCCAGGAGCCCCCAGCUCAGAAGGGACCCACGGUUACCACCAAGGUCCGGCGGACCAUGAGCAGCCGCGUGCACGAAGCCGUGAAGGCCAUCGCGCUGUGCCACAAUGUGACUCCCGUGUACGAGUCCAACAGUGUGACGGACCAGGCCGAGGCCGAGAAGCAGUACGAGGACUCCUGUCGCGUGUACCAGGCGUCGAGCCCAGACGAGGUGGCCCUGGUCCAGUGGACAGAGAGCGUGGGCCUCACCCUGGUGGGCCGAGACCAGUCUUCUGUGCAGCUGAGGACCCCUGGUGACCAGAUCUUGAACUUCACCAUCCUGCAGAUCUUCCCUUUCACCUACGAAAGCAAGCGCAUGGGCAUCAUCGUGCGGGACGAAUCCACUGGAGAAAUCACAUUUUACAUGAAGGGGGCUGAUGUCGUCAUGGCUGGCAUUGUGCAGUACAACGACUGGCUGGAGGAGGAGUGUGGCAACAUGGCCCGGGAAGGGCUGCGGGUGCUCGUGGUGGCCAAGAAGUCCCUGGCGGAAGAGCAGUACCAAGACUUUGAGGCCCGCUAUGUCCAAGCCAAGCUGAGCGUGCACGACCGCUCCCUCAAAGUGGCCACGGUGAUCGAGAGCCUGGAGAUGGAAAUGGAGCUGCUGUGCCUGACAGGCGUGGAGGACCAGCUCCAAGCUGACGUGCGGCCCACGCUGGAGACCCUGAGGAACGCGGGCAUCAAGGUCUGGAUGCUGACGGGAGACAAGCUGGAGACAGCCACGUGCACGGCCAAGAAUGCACAUCUGGUGACCAGAAACCAGGACAUCCACGUAUUCCGGCUGGUGACUAACCGCGGCGAGGCCCACCUUGAGCUGAACGCCUUCCGCAGGAAGCAUGACUGCGCCCUGGUCAUCUCUGGGGACUCCCUGGAGGUGUGCCUCAAAUACUACGAGUAUGAGUUCAUGGAGCUGGCCUGCCAGUGCCCAGCCGUGGUCUGCUGCCGCUGCGCCCCCACCCAGAAGGCCCAGAUAGUGCGCCUACUCCAAGAACGUACCGGAAAGCUCACCUGUGCAGUAGGUGAUGGAGGCAAUGACGUCAGCAUGAUCCAGGAGGCGGACUGUGGCGUGGGAGUGGAAGGCAAGGAAGGAAAACAAGCUUCGCUGGCCGCAGACUUCUCUGUCACUCAGUUUAAGCAUCUCGGCCGGUUGCUCAUGGUGCAUGGCCGGAACAGUUACAAGCGCUCAGCUGCUCUCAGCCAGUUUGUGAUCCACAGGAGCCUCUGCAUCAGCACCAUGCAGGCUGUCUUCUCCUCCGUGUUCUACUUCGCCUCUGUUCCUCUCUACCAGGGAUUCCUCAUCAUUGGGUACUCCACAGUUUACACCAUGUUCCCCGUGUUCUCGCUGGUCCUGGACAAGGACGUCAAGUCGGAAGUGGCCAUGCUGUACCCGGAGCUCUACAAAGACCUGCUCAAGGGACGACCGUUGUCCUACAAGACGUUCUUAAUCUGGGUUUUGAUUAGCAUCUAUCAAGGGAGCACCAUCAUGUAUGGGGCACUGCUGCUGUUUGAGUCGGAGUUCGUGCACAUCGUGGCCAUCUCCUUCACGUCGCUGAUCCUCACCGAGCUGCUCAUGGUGGCACUGACCAUCCAGACCUGGCACUGGCUCAUGACGGUGGCCGAGCUGCUCAGCCUGGCCUGCUACAUCGCCUCCCUGGUGUUCCUACAUGAGUUCAUUGAUGUGUACUUCAUCGCCACCCUGUCGUUCCUCUGGAAAGUCUCUGUCAUCACUCUGGUCAGCUGUCUCCCCCUCUACGUCCUCAAGUACCUGCGAAGACGAUUCUCCCCCCCUAGCUACUCGAAGCUCACAUCGUAGGCUGUGUGCCGGGCCAGGGGACCCUGGCUCUUCACUCCCUCAGUGGGCAGAGUUCAAGUUCCAUUUGUGUGAACUGCCACCUGUGGAUUUCGCAGCAGUCGCUAACACGUGCCGUUUUGAUGCGGCGAGGCUGUGCCCCCGGGGGAGUCCUCCCAGGCAGGACACGGGGGGCGGUUCUGAGAGGGGCCGCAUGCACCCGUGGGACCCCCAGUUGUCACGUGGGAGUGACAGUGACGUCAAAACGGGUGGCUCGCCGGACCGCUGUGUGGGUCACUGCGCAAGCUUCCUUAUGACUUGAAUUUUGUUGUCACGUGAUAAAACUUUCCGUCUAGUUGAAGGUUAUAGAAGGCCUUUUUUUUUUUUUUAAAAAAAAAAUCAGUUCUUUCGUGUGUUCUCUUUAAGACUCUCACUCUUACAAAGUGGUUUCAGCAGAACAUACAGUUCUCAGUGUAGGUUUGGGGGCCAACCCAGUGACAUGUGAUCAAAGUCAUCCAAACAAUGAUUCCAUCCGGAAAUGCCCAGCUUCCUCUCUAAGCCCUACUUGGGGAAGGGACCCUGGAUUCCUGGGGCCACGAAGCUUGGCCCUGAGGAGAGCGAGGGUGGGAGUGGGCCUGAGCCCCUGGGCGAGGUGGUUUCACCUGCCUCCUCGGAAAGGAAUUCCAGAGGUGGCACUGCCGCUUUGUGGGGAGCUGGUGACAAUCACAAAGCAGGGGCUGUCUGAGGACACCCUCUGGCACUUUCAGCGGGUUGUUUUAGCAGGAAACGUCACCGAGCAGGCCCUACGUGUGUCAACGGUGUGAUAACAGAUCCAGCUAAUUCUUCAGACAACCUGGCAGAUGUGACUCAGACCCUCCAAGGCUGGAGCAGAAAGGUCAGGGCACCAGGGCUCUGCUCUUCCCCGGCAGCCUGUUUCCUGUUAGGAGGAGUUUCUGAGGAUAAGCUGACAAAGGCAGCGACAUCUUGCCAUUCCUCAGUGGCAGCCUUCAAAGCCACGAGCCUCUGGGGAGGAGGCCCAGCUGCAGCUUGGGGACCUGGGAUCAGCUCGCCUGGCUGCAGAUUUCCAGGGCACGUGCUGAAAGGCAGCCGGGGAAAGGCUUCUUUUCUCCUGCCAGCAAUGGCUGCGUGCACGUGUGUUUCUUAUAAAGCGUGGCUGCCACUUUCAGAGGGAGAAGGGAGUUUGCAGGCGUUGGACGUGGCAGGGCAUUCUUGGGGUCGCAAGUCACUUCUUGUGGGAGGCACAUAUGCGUGCCAUAAGGGUUAAGUCGAUGGAUCCUCCAGACUCGACAGUGGCGCUGUCCUGGGUUUGUGAUUCGUUCUGUGUGAGCUCACACCCUUCAGACCUGCAGUGUGGCUACCUGUGUGUGCCACGGCCUGGCUGCCACCCGCUACCCACCUACCCUAGGGAAACCUGCUCUCAGAGACUUGGGACACGAAGACCACACAGCCUUGACUUUGGAAUGCUGAUCCACUCUUGCAUUUUGUGUAGCCCUGUGAAAGCUUCCUAGAAUGACAGUAAGUUGCAAGGACUAUUAAAUUGGCUGCAGACAGCACUUCUCUCUUUGUUUUAAGAGUCCGUAGUUUCGCAGCAUUUCUCCCUUUCCCAUCUAGCUGUUUCUACCCAGGAGAAAAGCUCCACAGCAAGGAUGCAGUGCAUUGCACGAGUGGUUGUUUAGGAAUAGGAUCUUGGCCCAGAUGGUUCAAGAAGGUGGAGCAGAUCUGACUUCUUCAUUGAACAAUUUUAUGUGGCUUUAAACACAGAGGAGAAAGUUUUGUCUAGUGCUUUUGAGCCUCUCGAGUUCACAAACCCGAGCUGGCCUUGUUCGGGAGACAGGCCAGGACUCCAGCAGUCCGCUCAGUGGGAACCUUGCUAGGUGGCCGUAGGUGUUUCCAGCAGAGUAGGGAACCAAGCUGGUCUCUCCGGUCUUUUCCUUAACCGUGAUUUCCAUUGGGUUGGCACCCAGAAUCCCACUUGACACCUCCAAGGGAGGAAGCUUCCUAGGAAGGCUCAGAGGCCACGGCGGAAGUACGGGUGCCUGACAGUGUCCUCCCGGGCCCCUGUGUUCAGUUCUCUUUCUCCUCCAAGGGCCCCCAUACUUGGGUGGUGGCAGUGAUGGGUAGAAGGACGGAAACCCACGUGGAUGUGAGCCACGCUGUGGGACCAGCCUGCCGACACUGCCCCCUGGUCCCUGAGUGUUGGGACGCAGGAGACACAGGAGCACGCAGGAGAACUGUGAUCCAAGGAGAGAACCCGGGUGCGCUCAGCCCUUCUCGGUCCUCUUAGUCAUGGGAGGACAAGGAGAGCGAGGAGCCCCAGCUGGUGUGCAAGACACUCUCCGGGGCUUGUACACUUGAACACGCAGAUUCAGUUGCCCUUUCUUUUCCUUGGUUCGCCAGUCUGGAAAAACUUCUGUAAAAAGCACCACUGGGGGAACCCAGGGGGACCCCAUCUCCAACAGCCAUUUAAUGGGAGGUCGGGGCACAGUGACCGCUGCCUGGACACUGUCCUUGAAGGAGAAAUCACAGCACCUGCGCCCUUUGACCACACUGAGUACUUCCUUCCCAGCAAGAGCGUCUGUUAUUUAAUUAUUAUGAAACCUUUUGAUGAUGGUUAUGGGUGAGCGUCUCUUUUUCCCCCCUUCCUCCCUUCUGGUUCAGAAUUUCUCCACACUUGAUCUUAGCCGAAAGGCCGAGAAGUGAUUGGAUCAGGAUUUCUCUAAGAAACUGACCUUCAAGCCUCUCCAUCUAUUGGACAGUUUUGAGCCUGACCUUGAGAGCUCGAGUGUGCACGUGUGUUGUUGUACGAGGCGGGAGGGGACAGUCGCUCAAGCUGCUUGCAGGGCAUCCUGGGGGCUUCUUAAAAUCCCAGCGAACUCCUAUUUUCAGCCAGCAGGUGGUGGCGGGCCCAGGGCUGGGGUCGCUCCCACACUUAACCUUAUCACAUCCGCUUGUCCCAGUCUCCCCUGAGUGAAGCCCUUUUUGAAGCAGUAACCUUAAAUACCACCGUUCCCUUCCCAGCAUUUUCUGUUCGUUCUCUGCUGAAAAUCUGGGUUGUGCUGACGAUAUUUUUAAAUGUAUUUUGAAUUUUGUGCUCCUUGGACAUUGAUACUCUAACGCCUAUGUUUUUCUCCAGACUUUUGUUUUUAUACUUUGUCUUGUUUUUACUGGGGUGGGGCUGGGCAUGCACAAAAAAUGCCUUUAUGGGCAGCAUUUUAAACUUUUGCCAAAACUUCAAAUGGGAUCUUAAUGCUCCAUCCUGUUUAAAGCAAAUGCUUAUCAGACGUUUUUGUCUUUAACCUUUGUGUGUGUGUGUGUUUGUGUGUGUGUGUGUGUGUGAAGUGUGUAUGUGUGUUUAGGAUCUCAUCUCAAGUUUUUGGAAGAAAUAUUUGGUUUCUCAAUGCAUUAGAAUUCCAUUCCUCCCAGCUCUGUUUGUAUUUUAAAAAUAUACAAAGAGCUUUAUAAGUACAUUUUAUUUCUCCCCCUUUCCUUUAAUAUAAGGAAGCUUUUUGGCUUUCUAUACUUGAAAUAUUUUCAUUAUGUCCAUUCUUCUUGGAAAAAAAAAAAGAUUGCUUGCUUUGGGUUGGAACUGAAAAGCAACCACUGUGGGGCGCAUCCUCUGACUGCAGCCCAGGCCCUGCGGGGCCAUGCAGCACCAGCUGCCCGUCCAGCUCCCCUGUCCCCUCCAGCACAGGACGGUUUGGGCAGUCCGUGCCCGGGGCGGGCCAAUGCCAGUGAGCAUUGUGUGUGGGGUGAGGUGGGGCUAGCGUUGGGGUACAGAAUGGUGGGUCCCCACUCAUUCUGUGGCAGCGGGGUCUCCUGUGAGCUCACAGUCCCCUUAUUAGAUUUGUCUGUGCAACUCUCAUGCAGGCGUUUGCCAGGGCAGCAUUUUUUGAUUAGAGGAAAGCUCGAAUGCGGGAUGCUUUAAUUUAGCAAGAACGACCAGAUGAUUUAAAUUCUCAGCUCUGUGAUGACACACAUGGGAUCUUCCGUGUUUCUGAGCAAUUCCACUUUCAUUCUUUGCCAGCGUGGCCCGUUGCCCAAUAAAGCUUGUGUAUUUUCUGCCUGUGGGCAUCAUUUUAAUUUGUACAGGAACAUGAAUUCUGGUGAUGAAAUGAGGACUUUUUAUUAUGAUGCUAUUAUGUGCUUAUCUUGUGGUACACAAAAUGUAAAGAACUUGUUUCCAGUUUUAAAAAAUUAUUUUGAUUUCAGAAAAAAAGCCCAAUGCAUGUUAUUUAAUUCUGUACUGUUGUCCAUUCCAAACAUGUCAAAAAUUCAAAAAGUGAUUGAUAUAAAUG
This is a messenger RNA of Heterocephalus glaber (naked mole-rat), 7528 nucleotides long. It is a transcript of the gene Atp9a, whose product is annotated as ATPase phospholipid transporting 9A. Gene Ontology annotation, biological process: endocytosis; retrograde vesicle-mediated transport, Golgi to endoplasmic reticulum; phospholipid translocation. Gene Ontology annotation, cellular component: plasma membrane; endosome; trans-Golgi network. Gene Ontology annotation, molecular function: ATP hydrolysis activity; ATPase-coupled intramembrane lipid carrier activity; ATP binding. NCBI's taxonomy places the organism in Eukaryota, Metazoa, Chordata, Mammalia, Rodentia, Bathyergidae. The record is from RefSeq and is a predicted model, not a curated record.